Molecule: messenger RNA, 2689 nt
Organism: Achroia grisella
Lineage: Eukaryota; Metazoa; Arthropoda; Insecta; Lepidoptera; Pyralidae
Product: cytochrome P450 6B5-like
Exons: 3
Coding region: 52-2598 (848 amino acids)
Molecular function (GO): oxidoreductase activity, acting on paired donors, with incorporation or reduction of molecular oxygen; monooxygenase activity; heme binding
Source: RefSeq, a predicted model, not a curated record
UAUAUACUAAGUAGUUCUGUGUGUAGCGUGUCCGGGCGUUGUUUGGGCACCAUGUUUACGUUAGUGAUCGUUUUCUGCGCCUUUCUCCUCCUCUACCUUUACAGUGGCAGGCACUACAAGUACUGGGAAAAGAGAGGAAUUAAACAUGACAAGCCUUUACCCUUCUUUGGUAAUAAUAUCAAUUUUUAUCUAAUGCAGAAAAGUCCUACUCAAAUAGCAGCCGACGCUUAUUACAAAUACCCCAACGAGAAGGUAGUGGGCUUUUAUAGAGCGUCCAUGCCGGAAUUAGUAAUCAGGGAUCCAGACAUCAUAAAGCGCAUUCUAAUCACCGAUUUUGGAUACUUUUAUCCACGCGGAAUCAACCACAAGACCGUCGUGGAGCCUCUGUUACGCAAUUUGUUCUUCGCGGACGGCGACAUGUGGCGGCUGUUGCGGCAGCGCAUGACGCCGGCGUUCACGAGCGGCAAGCUGAAGGCUAUGUUCCCGUUGGUGGUGGAGCGCGCCGAGAAGCUGCGGGCGCGCCUCACCACGGCGGCGGCCUCGGGAAAGUCGCUAGACGCAAGGGAUCUCAUGGCGCGGUACACCACCGACUUCAUCGGCGCCUGCGGGUUUGGACUCGACGCGGACUCACUCAAUGAAGAGGACUCGGCGUUCAGAAAAUUAGGAGCCAAGAUUUUCCAGGUUACUUUACGAGACAUAUUUGUUGCAGUAUUGAAAGAUUUAUUUCCGGAUACUUUUAAACACUUGAAAUAUUUGUCACGACUAGAAGACGAAUUCAUUCAGUUUGUGAGAGAAAUUUUAAAACACAGAAACGCAAACCCGUCAAACAGAAAUGAUUUUAUUGAUUUGAUGUUGGAAUGCCAAAGAAAAGGAACUAUGACAGGUGAAUCAAUAGAGAAUGUAAGGGCGGACGGUACUCCAGAACUCACAUCCCUGGAAUUGGAUGACAUACUGAUAGCUGCUCAAGUAUUUGUAUUUUUUGCUGCUGGCUUCGAGACCUCGUCCUCUGCGACGAGCUACACACUGCACCAACUCGCUUAUAAUCCUGAAAUACAGAAGAAAGUUCAAGAGGAAAUUGAUUGCGUUUUAGCAAAACACAAUAAUAAAUUAAGCUACGACGCUAUCAGAGAGAUGCACUACUUGGAAUGGACUUUCAAAGAAGGGAUGCGAAUGUUUCCAUCAUUAGGUUUCCUAGUGAGGAAGAGUGCACGCAAAUAUACUUUUCCGGAAAUAAAUUUAUCUAUAGACGAGGAUAUCAUUGUUAUGAUUCCUGUGCAAGCGCUCCACAACGAUCCUCAGUACUUCGAGAAUCCUGACGAGUUCCGCCCGGAACGGUUCCAUCCCGAUAACUUUAAAAAUAUUAACAAAUUUGUUUACUUACCAUUCGGCGACGGACCUCGAGCAUGCAUAGACGGUGAUCUGUGGCGGCUGUUGCGGCAGCGCAUGACGCCGGCGUUCACGAGCGGCAAGCUGAAGGCGAUGUUCCCGUUGGUGGUGGAGCGCGCCGAGAAGCUGCGGGCGCGCCUCACCACGGCGGCGGCCUCGGGGAGGUCGCUCGACGCAAGGGACCUCAUGGCGCGGUACACCACCGACUUCAUCGGCGCCUGCGGGUUUGGACUCGACGCGGACUCACUCAAUGAAGAGGACUCGGCGUUCAGAAAAUUAGGAGCCAAGAUUUUCAAAAUUAGUCUUCGAGAUAUUCUAGUUGCUAUGCUGAAAGAAAUGUUUCCAGAUACUUUCAAACACUUGAAAUAUUUGUCACGACUAGAAGACGAAUUCAUUCAGUUUGUGAGAGAAAUUUUAAAACACAGAAACGCAAAUCCGUCAAACAGAAAUGAUUUUAUUGAUUUGAUGUUGGAAUGCCAAAGAAAAGGAACUAUGACAGGCGAAUCAAUAGAGAAUGUAAGGGCGGACGGUACUCCAGAACUCACAUCCCUGGAAUUGGAUGACAUACUGAUAGCUGCUCAAGUAUUUGUGUUUUUUGCUGCCGGCUUUGAGACCUCGUCCUCCGCAACGAGCUACACGCUACAUCAACUCGCUUACAAUCCUGAAGUUCAGAAGAAAGUUCAAGAGGAAAUUGACUACGUUUUAGCAAAACACGAUAACAAACUGAGCUACGACGCUAUCAAGGAAAUGCAUUACUUAGAAUGGGCCUUCAAAGAAGGAAUGCGAAUGUUUCCGUCGUUGGGGUUUCUAAUCAGACAGUGUGCGCGUAAAUAUACGUUCCCCGAAUUGGACCUUUCUAUAGACGAGGACGUCUUGGUCGUGAUUCCUGUGCAAGCGCUCCACAACGAUCCUCAGUACUUCGAGAAUCCUGACGAGUUCCGCCCGGAACGGUUCCAUCCCGAUAAUUUCAAAAAUAUUAAUAAGUUCGUGUAUUUACCAUUCGGUGACGGACCACGAGCAUGUAUAGGUGAGCGGUUGGGCCUGAUGCAGUCUCUGGCGGGUCUGGCGGCGGUGCUGUCGCAGUUCUCGGUGGAGCCCGCCGCCGACACCAAGCGACACCCCACCGUUGACCCAACGUCGGACAUCGUGCAAACCAUCAGCAACGGAUUACCGCUACUCUUCCGGGAAAGAAAAGAUAUAUCCAAGAUGUAAUAUAUGAUAUUACUGCUUAUUGUAGUAAUGUUUUUGUUGUAAAGUUCAUAUAAUAUUUAUUGGUAUUAUUAUCUGUUUAAUAUUAUCCAAA